Messenger RNA from Chiloscyllium plagiosum (whitespotted bambooshark), 4207 nucleotides. NCBI's taxonomy places the organism in Eukaryota, Metazoa, Chordata, Chondrichthyes, Orectolobiformes, Hemiscylliidae. The record is from RefSeq and is a predicted model, not a curated record.
GUGGAUAAUAUGGCGGAGUGUUUUGCUUGAGGGGGCUAGUCGUUUCGAGCGGCGCUGAGUUUGGGAUUUAGUCAGAAAUAUUUCAGAUGAAGGUGGUGAACCUGAGGCAGGCCAUUCUUCAGGCCUGGAAGGAGCGAUGGACAGACUAUCAAUGGGCCAUAAAUAUGAAAAAGCUUUUUCCAAAGGGUCCCACAUGGGAUCUCCUAGGACUCUCAGAUCAUCUCCUGGAACAGGCCUUGGUUGGCCCAUCCCCCAAUCCUCUGAUUAUGUCUUACUUGAAGUAUGCUAUUAGUUCACAGAUGGUGUCUUAUGCAAGUGUCAUGUCUGCUAUUGCAAAGUUUGAAGAUUACUCCAGGGAACUGUGUGUUAAAGCUCUUCUGGAAUUAAUGGACAUGUUUUGUGAUCGGCUCAGCUGCCAUGGGAAAGCAGAAGAAUGCAUCAGUCUGUGCCGAUCAUUACUUAGCACGCUCGCAUGGUUGCUGAGAUGUGCUGCUUAUUGUACUGAAAAGCUGAAGGAGGGAUCAGAUGGAACUUAUGGAGAAGAACAGCUCGAACUCUGCAUGAAUCAGAUUGAGAAGACUGUGAGCAAGAGGAAGAAUCGGGCUCUUCUUCACAUUGCACGAUUGGAAGAACAAGUUACAUGGACUAAUUUGGAACAGGCACUCAUAAAGCUUACAGAAAACCACAACAAGAUAAGUAAUCAGCAGCUCAGACUGAGGCUAGAAGAGUGUAUUGGAUUGGUUAAGAGUAUUCCAGUUAUAACGGCUCAGUCUGAGCAGAACACCAAGAUGGAAUUCCCCACUGUUCAUACGCUAAUCAUGUUGGAAGGGACUCUGAAUCUCACAUCUGACACUCAAUCACUUGUGGAACAGCUGAUCAUGGUGAAAAGAAUGCAGCGAAUCCCCUCACCUCUCUUCUUACUGGAGAUCUGGAAGGCCUGUUUUGUUGGUCUUAUUGAAUCCCCAGAAGGAACCGAGGAGUUAAAGUGGACGGCAUUCACAUUCCUCAAGAUUCCACAAGCAUUAUUGAAGCUUAAGAAAUGCCCUCUUGGUGAUAAAGAUUUUGCUGAAGAUGUGAACACUGCCUUUGAAUUUUUGCUCAAACUCACUCCACUUCUGGAUAAAGCAGAUCAGCGAUGCAAUUGUGACUGCGUCAGUCUCCUGCUUCAGGAAUGUGGAAAAUUGGGUCUUCUUUCAGAGAGUAAUAUGAAAAACCUGGUCAACAAAAGAACAGCAGAUAGGGAAUUGGCUCCACGACUAAAAUCUGCUGAAAAUGCCAGUAUUCAACCUAAUCCAGGCCUUAUUCUACGUGCAGAACCCACAGUCACUAAUAUAUUAAAGACCAUGGAUGCAGACCAUUCCAAAUCUCCUGAGGGACUUCUGGGAGUGCUGGGCCACAUGCUUUCUGGGAAGAGCUUGGAUUUGCUAUUGGCAGCUGCUGCUGCUACUGGGAAACUGAAAUCAUUUGCUCGGAAAUUUGUCAAGUUAAAUGAAUUUGCCAAGCACAUCAGUGGAGAAGGAUCAAAAGCAGCUUCGGUCCGAGCACUGCUAUUCGAUAUUUCCUUCCUCAUGUUGUGCCAUGUUGCUCAAACUUAUGGAUCUGACGUCAUUCUGUCUGAGCCCAGCACAUCAGGAGAGGUGGUUUUCUUUGAAACAUGGAUGCUGACCUGCAUGCCUGAGGAAGGGAAGAUCUUAAAUCCAGAGCAAGGAUUCCGUGCUGACCCCACGAAAGUGGAGUCACUUGUGGCUCAUCUCAAUUCCUCCACUGAAAUGAAGCUCGUCCAGGUGAAAUGGCACGAGGUAUGUUCCUGUACACCGGCAGCUAUCCUGGAAGUUCUUAAUGCCUGGGAGCAUGGACUUCUGACAUUUGAGGCAGUGCAGAAAAUUACCGAUAACAUCAAAGGGAAGAUUUGCAGCAUGGCAAUCUGUGCAGUGGCUUGGUUAGUGGCACACGUGAGAAUGUUGGGUCUGGAAGAACGUGAGAAACCACUACAGAUGAUCUGCCAGCUUGUAACACCACUGUAUGCAGAAAACACACUUCAGUUCUACAAUGAACGCGUGGUUAUUAUGAGCCUGAUUUUGGAGCAAAUGUGUGCUGAUGUCCUGCAGCAGACUGCAACCUCCAUCAAAUUUCCUUCAGCAAACCUAGAUCCUAUCCCUUACCGGAAUCUAUUGCCAGUGAAGAAGCCAAUUAAAGAAGUGCUCAUUACCAACUUCAAUGACAUCCUGAAUAAAGGCUGGGUGGACAGCCGCUCCAUCCAUGUGUUUGAGGCAUUGCUGCAUAUGGGAGGAGUGUACUGGUUCUGUAAUAACCUCAUUAAGACUCGCUCUGCUCCCUCCUCUGGGACUCUGCCCACACUCGCUCUGCUCCCCGCUCUGACACUCAGCUCACACUUGCUCUGCUCCCUGGUGUGGGACUCGGCCCACACUCACUCUGCGCCCUGGUCUGACACUCGUCCCACACUCGCUCUGCUCCCCGCUCUGACGCUAUCUGUCUGGUGUGCCCUGAGUGCUCAUUCCUCACAUAACAAGAAUCAGGCCACAGCGAAACAGAGGAAAAGACACCGAGAAGAUAUUGAGGAUUACAUCAACCUCUUCCCUCUGGAUGAUAGCCAACCAUCAAAACUGUUACGACUGUUGAGCUCAAAUGAAGAGGAUCCAAAUAUUCUGUCCAGUCCCGGUGAUCGUACAAUGAGCAGCUCACUGUCAGCCUCUCAGCUUCACAACAUCAACAUGAGAGACCCCUUGAACAGGGUAUUGGCAAACUUAUUCCUGUUGAUCUCUUCAAUUCUGAGUUCAAAGGUGGCUGGACCUCACACCCAAUUUGUUCAGUGGUUCAUGGAAGAAUGUGUGGAGUGUUUGGACCAGGGGAGUCGUGGUAGUGUUCUCCAGUUCAUGCCAUUUACCAUGGUUUCUGAGUUGGUGAAACUACCUGCCAUGUCUAAGCCAAAAACAGUACUGGCAAUAACUGACCUGGGUCUUCCUCUAGGGCGCAGGGUAGCAGCAAAAGCCAUUGCUGCUCUCUGAAGAAAGCCAUUCAUGUCAACUACUUAAACUCGAGUAGCUACAACAUUCACGCUUCUAAUCCAAAUAUUUGCACAUGAAGGAAGUAGUCCUGGGAGCAGGAGAAACUGCAACAGAAAUCCAGUUUUGCAUCUUCCACUAAAUAGUUUUUGCUGGAGUUAUUCAUUCUAAAUUGUGGAAAUAAUUCUCCCCUCCCCCUUCAGGGAGCUACACUGACAAAUAUUGCAUAGUAUGGGAUGAGGAUUGCAAUAUUGCAGCCAGAUCUUCAAUCUGCACUCUUUCCAAUAAUUUCCUGUUGGGAACAUAUGUUUCUUCUGUUUACAUUAUUUGUGACAGUGCAUGUUAAUUCUCUGAAUCUCUUCGAAUUUUCUCUAUUUAAGGAAGAUUACGAAGUGUUGAAGGCAUAAAAUCACUAGAAAUGUUCAGAACCCCACUGGUUAUUGUAGUGGGAAAGGUCUGGGCGAGUUCUGAUGAAUCCAACAGCCUUUUCUUACCAUUCCCUUUUUUUGGAUUCUUUAGUACAGUAUCACAUGUCAGAGACAUUUCAAAAGAAGCUGCAUUUCGAUAUGGGAUGUAUGUGCGCAUGCUGUUGAAGCUUUCUGUCCUGCACUCAUCAGAAUCACAAGGAGAGAAACAAAUAACAGUGCACGACAAGAGGAUGAUUGUUUGCCAACCAGUCAAGGUCCUCUUCUUACAUAGUCUAAAUUGUUCCCUUGCGACUUGGUAUUCUUCCGAUUCUGUCCUGCUAGUGCAAAACAAGAAGCUUUGAUAGUACGUCUCUCAAUUUUAUUAAGCAUUGUUCAACUCCUGUACUACCAAGUGACUGUAUCUAUGUAUGUGUAUAUACCUUUGGACAGUCAGCUGGAGCUCUAAAAAUUGCUAAAAUUUAUUAUGACAAAUCUCCUUUUAUAGGACUGUAACUUCACCAACAAUUUGAUCAAAAGCAUGUUGAUUAUUCAAUGGUGUUAGGGAGAUUAUGAUAAUAAGGCCUCUGCUGUUUGUUGGUUUAUUUUCAUCAAUCUCAGCUUGCAGUGACUUCAAACAUGAAUUACCAAAUUUCUGUUGGGCUUAAUUGGCUGUUGAAUGACCUUUUUCAUUGCAGCAUUUCUACCGAAUCCAUAUCAAUCAGCUCCAGGACAAAAUGCACCAAUCUAAAAAUCACACAACACCAGGUUAUAGUCCAA